This is a messenger RNA of Sphaeramia orbicularis (orbiculate cardinalfish), 2718 nucleotides long. It is a transcript of the gene bloc1s2, whose product is annotated as biogenesis of lysosomal organelles complex-1, subunit 2. Gene Ontology annotation, molecular function: gamma-tubulin binding. The record is from RefSeq and is a predicted model, not a curated record. The transcript has 5 exons. NCBI's taxonomy places the organism in Eukaryota, Metazoa, Chordata, Actinopteri, Kurtiformes, Apogonidae. Gene Ontology annotation, cellular component: BORC complex; BLOC-1 complex; gamma-tubulin complex. Bases 5 to 544 code for a protein of 179 amino acids. Gene Ontology annotation, biological process: endosomal transport; lysosome localization.
CAAAAUGGCUGCAACUGGAGACGACGCUGCUGCCAUGGAUAGCAUCUCCAGGGCACCAACAACUCAUUCAGCAGCCUUAAACCCUGCCGGAACCUCCAGUGGACAGGGAGAAUGUCCGGUGGAUGCAACUGAAGCUGCUGCAUGUGCACCUAAAAGGCCUCACACUAACAGUGAUGGCGGUGUGGAGACAGCAGAGGAGGCUGUGGAGCCUGCAGAGCCUGAUAUCAAUGAGUUGUGUACUGAUAUGUUUGAAAAAAUGGCCAUCUUCCUGCAAGGAGAACUAACAGGUACUUGCGAGGAUUAUCGUCUUUUGGAGAACAUGAACAAGCUAACCAGCCUGAAAUAUAUGGAAAUGAAGGACAUCAGUAUCAACAUCAGCCGUAACCUGCAGGAUCUUAAUAACAAGUAUGCCAGCCUGCAGCCUUACUUGGACCAAAUAAAUCAGAUUGAAGAACAAGUGUCUGCACUUGAACAAGCUGCUUACAAACUGGAUGCAUACUCCAAGAAACUCGAGGCCAGAUUCAAAAAACUGGAGAAACGAUGAGGAGAGGAAGGGCAGACUGAAAGUUAUGGUGCCUUUUCACCUUCUUUCACCCUGCCUUGCUUUCUUCUCUCUCUGCCAGCGGAGCCAGGAGCUGCAGGGAGGAUGUGAACUGAGACUGAAACAACAAACAGUCAGAGCCACUUUGACACCUAGAAACAGCCGGGAAGGAAGCAGUUGAAGGCAAAUGAAUUAGUGCUGCAGUGCUUGACUUAGAUUUCACUUCAGUAUCACUGUUUUUGACAGCAGUCUUGUCAUUUGGGCAUAUAAGAGAAUACUGUGUGUGUCUAAAGCCUUUUGUAGAUAAACCUCCAGUCCCUUGUUACCAGCAUGAUGGUGGUUAAGUCAUAAAAACAGCGCUACUAACCUGUUUAACAAAAAUUUGCAGCACAUACAGUAGAUAAUUAACAAAAAGCAUGCCUGUAGCUGUGUGUUUUAAUCAUGUCUCAUCCCUCGUUCCCUUUCACUCUAACAGAUUAAAACUGACCUCCCAAGAGUCAGAGUAAUAACAACCUGACGUUUGUUUGUUGCACAUCUGUCAGGGCUGUGUGAACUGCACUAUGUAGCGCUGUUAGAAUAUGUAGUGUGUGCGCGUGUGUAUUCACUUUUACAAUAAGUGAGAUUACUGGCUGCAGUUUGAAACAAAUAUGAGAUUUGAUAUGGAUCAAUUAUUGUCUCAUGUCUUCUAGGAAAAAAACUUUUUAAAUAAACUGAUUAUUUACAUGACAUUAGUUAUUGUUUUCAAUUUUAUGUGUUUUUAAGAAUUUGGAGCUUUGAUUUUUAGUUUAGUUUUCGGGGUAUAUAAGGAACGUUAAGGAACUGACUACUUUUAGUUUAGCUUUUUUUAAUAUUAAUGUUACUUAAAGUUUUUCAGGUAUUAUGAUGAAAGCCUUUUUUAUAGAGGCUGGUGGAAGAUAAAAGAAUACAUGACAUAAAUUAGAAUUUACGAAUAUGUUGCUCAUGAAAGGUCCCAUAUUGUAAAGAGCCAUAAACAUAUGGAAACAAAAAUAUGCUCAUUUUAUAUGCAAUUGUAUUUUGUUUUAGUUUGUGCUGUUCAUUAGAGUUUUUGUGUUUUUUAAAACUUUUGAAAGUGUUUGUAUCAUUGAAUGAAAUACUAUUUCCACCAGUAGUCAUUGUUUCCAUUAAUUCAGUGACCCUGGUUUAUGUGUCUCUAUUAGAACAAGCUGCCUACACAUCUUAGGCUGACUUCCUGACAGCAGAUGGCAGAGCUGCACUUUGAUGUGGGUUUGAUGCAUACUAAAUGUAUCAAAUAUUAUAUACCUCUGGAAAAAGUGAUGGGCUGCAGGCGGGGGUUUGAGUUACAGCCUUCCUAAGAAAAAAAUAACAAAACAAAAAACCCCUGCAAGAGACAGACCAAUAGAUGGAAAUGGAUGACAACAUGGUUGACAAUUCAUAGGAAAGGUUGAAUGUCUGACUAAAGAUGUGUGUGAUGCUCUCUGCCUCCUUUGUUUCCUCCUCUACAUUAGCUGUCUCAGAACACAACCCAGAGCUCUUUUGGCCGUAAGCAACAGAUUAUCUAAACUGAUAGGACCCCCUCCAUGGCUCCCUCCUGUUGGGUUUGUGUGUGUUGGGUCAUGCACAACGUAUGUGUGUGUGUAUGUUUGUGUAAGACCUAAUCUAAAACAGGUCUCUGUCAUUAGUCCAGUUGAGGCCCUGGCGCAGAGGGAGCUCAUUAUUCAUACUGUAACAUUAUUUACUGUUGCACUGUGAUCCUUCCAUCUUCCCCUUUCACUGCCUCUUUCCAGGGCCUUGGGGCAUAAAUUCAACUCCCCUCCCAUAGGCUCUCAAAUCGGGAUUAUUAAAUAAUUUUGAGCUGUUUUUAAAAAGCUAAAUGCGAGUGCCAGGGGAAGUCAAGCGCAGAGUAGAAGGUAACAUACUAAUCAUAGGUAAACCUUUUUUGUAUUAUUCAGUGUUUGGGAAGUACCACAAAUCUGGACCAUACUAUACCAUUACAUAGUUUGGGUGUGGAAAAUGAUUGUGUUUUGGACUGUGUUUAUAUACAUGGUUUUCAACAAAGUCAUUAAAAACAAUACCAUACAUAUAGGAACUUGUAUAUUGUGCAGUUUCUCAAGAAAAUUAUUUUUAUUCUGUUUUUUUAUGAGGUAUUGCCUGCAAAGAAGAGAAAGCACUGAGACAUAAUAAAUACACCAAGCAUC